Messenger RNA from Perognathus longimembris pacificus (Pacific pocket mouse), 5255 nucleotides. It is a transcript of the gene Naa15, whose product is annotated as N-alpha-acetyltransferase 15, NatA auxiliary subunit. Bases 176 to 2773 code for a protein of 865 amino acids. Gene Ontology annotation, biological process: N-terminal peptidyl-methionine acetylation. The record is from RefSeq and is a predicted model, not a curated record. Gene Ontology annotation, cellular component: cytoplasm; NatA complex. Gene Ontology annotation, molecular function: protein binding; protein-N-terminal amino-acid acetyltransferase activity. The transcript has 20 exons. NCBI's taxonomy places the organism in Eukaryota, Metazoa, Chordata, Mammalia, Rodentia, Heteromyidae.
AAAGGCGGCGAGGGGCGGGGGCGUCCGCACAGGGCGCGGCGGCGACCCCCGAGGCCUCGUGGUGGCGGCGGGCCGGGCCCUCGGAGGCCGAGGCGGCUGGGGACCGGCGGCGGCGGCCGGCCGGACGGACUGACGGGGCCGGGCGGCGGCGGGAGCCGCGGGAGCAGCCGGGACGAUGCCGGCCGUGAGCCUCCCGCCCAAGGAGAACGCGCUCUUCAAGCGGAUCUUGAGAUGUUAUGAACAUAAACAAUACAGAAAUGGAUUGAAGUUCUGUAAACAAAUCCUCUCUAAUCCCAAAUUUGCAGAGCAUGGCGAAACUCUGGCUAUGAAAGGAUUAACAUUGAACUGUUUGGGGAAAAAGGAAGAAGCUUAUGAACUGGUUCGUAGAGGCUUGAGAAAUGACUUGAAGAGUCAUGUGUGUUGGCAUGUUUAUGGCCUUCUUCAGAGGUCAGACAAGAAGUAUGACGAAGCCAUUAAGUGUUACAGAAAUGCACUAAAGUGGGAUAAAGACAAUCUUCAAAUCUUAAGGGACCUUUCCCUACUACAGAUUCAAAUGAGAGAUCUUGAGGGUUACAGGGAAACGAGGUAUCAGUUACUACAGCUUCGACCUGCACAGAGAGCAUCAUGGAUUGGUUAUGCUAUUGCUUACCAUUUAUUAGAAGAUUAUGAAAUGGCAGCAAAGAUUUUAGAAGAAUUUAGGAAAACACAACAGACAUCCCCUGAUAAAGUGGAUUAUGAAUAUAGUGAACUUCUUUUAUAUCAGAAUCAAGUUCUUCGGGAAGCAGGUCUCUAUAGAGAAGCCUUGGAACAUCUUUGUACCUAUGAAAAACAGAUUUGUGAUAAACUUGCUGUAGAAGAAACCAAAGGGGAGCUUCUCUUGCAAUUAUGUCGUUUGGAAGAUGCUGCUGAUGUUUAUAGAGGAUUGCAAGAGAGAAAUCCUGAAAACUGGGCCUAUUACAAAGGCUUAGAAAAAGCACUCAAGCCAGCUAAUAUGUUAGAACGGCUAAAAAUAUAUGAGGAGGCCUGGACUAAAUACCCUAGGGGAUUGGUGCCACGAAGGUUGCCAUUAAACUUUUUAUCUGGUGAGAAGUUUAAAGAAUGUUUGGAUAAGUUUCUGAGGAUGAAUUUUAGCAAAGGUUGUCCACCAGUCUUCAAUACCUUGAGGUCACUGUACAAAGACAAAGAAAAGGUGGCAAUCAUAGAAGAAUUAGUUGUAGGUUAUGAAACCUCUCUGAAAAGCUGUCGUUUAUUUAACCCUAACGAUGAUGGAAAAGAAGAACCACCAACUACAUUACUUUGGGUCCAGUACUACUUGGCACAACAUUAUGACAAAAUUGGUCAGCCAUCUAUUGCCCUGGAAUACAUAAAUACUGCUAUUGAAAGUACACCUACAUUGAUAGAACUCUUUCUUGUUAAAGCUAAAAUCUACAAGCAUGCUGGGAAUAUUAAGGAAGCUGCAAGAUGGAUGGAUGAAGCCCAGGCCCUAGAUACAGCAGACCGAUUUAUUAACUCCAAGUGUGCAAAAUAUAUGCUAAAAGCCAAUCUGAUUAAAGAAGCUGAAGAAAUGUGCUCAAAGUUUACAAGGGAAGGAGCAUCGGCGGUUGAGAAUUUGAAUGAGAUGCAGUGCAUGUGGUUCCAGACAGAAUGUGCCCAGGCAUAUAAAGCAAUGAAUAAAUUUGGUGAAGCACUUAAGAAAUGUCAUGAAAUUGAGAGACAUUUUAUAGAAAUCACUGAUGACCAGUUUGACUUUCAUACAUACUGUAUGAGGAAGAUUACCCUUAGAUCAUAUGUGGACUUACUAAAACUAGAAGAUGUACUUCGACAGCAUCCAUUUUACUUCAAGGCAGCAAGAAUUGCUAUAGAGAUCUAUUUGAAGCUUCACGACAACCCUCUUACUGAUGAGAAUAAAGAGCAUGAGGCUGAUACAGCAAAUAUGUCUGACAAGGAGCUAAAGAAACUACGUAAUAAACAAAGACGAGCUCAAAAGAAAGCCCAGAUAGAAGAAGAGAAAAAAAAUGCAGAAAAAGAAAAGCAGCAGAGAAAUCAGAAAAAGAAGAAAGAUGAUGAUGAUGAGGAAAUUGGAGGUCCAAAAGAAGAACUUAUUCCAGAGAAACUGGCCAAGGUUGAAACUCCAUUAGAAGAAGCUAUUAAGUUUUUAACACCUUUGAAGAACUUGGUGAAGAACAAGAUAGAAACUCAUCUUUUUGCCUUUGAGAUUUAUUUUAGGAAAGAAAAGUUUCUUUUGAUGCUGCAGUCAGUGAAGAGGGCAUUUGCUAUUGAUUCUAGUCAUCCUUGGCUUCAUGAGUGCAUGAUUCGACUCUUCAAUACUGUGUGUGAAAGUAAAGAUUUACCUGAAACGGUUAGAACAGUAUUAAAACAAGAAAUGAAUCGUCUUUUUGGAGCAACAAAUCCAAAGAAUUUUAAUGAAACUUUUCUGAAAAGGAAUUCUGACUCAUUGCCACACAGAUUAUCAGCUGCCAAAAUGGUAUAUUAUUUAGAGUCUUCUAGUCAGAAACGAGCUAUAGAAUUGGUAACAACACUCGAUGAGUCACUGACUAACAGAAACCUCCAGACUUGUAUGGAGGUAUUAGCAGCCUUGCGUGAUGGUAGUCUUGGAGACUGUAAAGAAGCUGCUGAAGCUUAUAGAGCAAAUUGUCAUAAGCUUUUCCCUUACGCUUUGGCUUUCAUGCCUCCUGGAUAUGAAGAAGAUAUGAAGAUCACAGUUAAUGGAGAUAGUUCUGCAGAAGCUGAAGAACUGGCCAAUGAAAUUUGAACAUCAUUAAACAAGCAAAUGGGAUGACUUUGGACCAUAUCUAGUGUAUAAUAUUUUUGUCACGCACCUGCUGCAUUGCUCUAACUUUCACAGAAUGAGAGGAGUAAAUGUUCUUGCCUUCAAAUAGUGUUUUACGUUUUUUAUCCUGCUGAAAAAUAUAUAUAAAAUAUCUAACAUUACAGGAUAUAGAUUCAGUUUCUUAAAAAAAUUAAAAGCUGCUAAAAUUGAAGGGUUAAAAAAAAAGAAGAUACCUAUCCUAUUCCUACCUACCCACCCAUGUUUUUAAACUAAUUUAUAUACAAUUUGGAGGCUGUUACAGCUAACAAAGCAGGUGUGUGGCAGAAAUAUUACUUUAAGUUUGUCUUGUGAGAUUUUACUAUAUCUCAGACAGCAUAAAUGCUGUUUUAGCACUGGAUUCUUUCACUGAGCACAAAGAGUUGUUGGGGCUUUAGCAUCUGACUGAUUUUGUUACGGGGUUGGUUCUGACCGUAGGAAGUAAGCAAUGUGAAUCACUAUUGACAGAAUCUACAGCAGUGCUUGAUGUUGUAGAAACGGGGACAUAUAGAUACCAAGCAGGAUUAAAAGAAACCUAGAAGGUGUUGAAUAUGCUUGUUGUGUUUCCAAAAUUCACUGUACAUGAUCAGUUUGGUGUUCUUGUACCACAGUUUUUAACUGAAGGAACCAGUUGGAACAAUCUCAAUUUUAACUAAACUUGAAGAACUAAAAUAACAAUGCAACAAUGCAACCCUUUCAGCAUUGUUUUGGCCAAACUUGUUAAAACUGUAAUGCAAGAACCAAAUGCACUGUGAUGUGGCACCAACUAAUAGUAAGCAGGAACUUUCACCCAAGAGUGAAAAAAGAAACUCUACCAUGGCUUGAAGUUACAGAGCAGAACUCCUGACUACCAUUCUAUGACUGAUCAAGAGACUAAUAGUUAAAAACCUCAGCAGGCCUUGUUCACGAUAUGCAGAAAAAGUGCUGCAGUUUAGAUACCUCUGGAAUUUUUCCACAGUGUCACAGGUUUGUAAUACUUGAAGCCCUACAUUUCUAAGAAUAUAUUUCUCGCUCAGUUGUUUCAGGCAAGCCCGAGACUUUGUAAUUUUUAAAGGGCCCAAGAUUUUUUUUCCAGUAACAGACCAGCUUCUUUUUCCUGCAGUUACAGAUGUAAUUUCUUUUUUGUUGUCAAACAUAAGGUACCAAAUAUGAUGCAAUAAAUUGUUUUGAAAAGCAGUUGUGUGAAUAUUUCCACGAAUCCGUGUUGGGCUUCUCUGAGAACACACAGGUGGAAACAGAGGUUGAGUGUGAGGCACGCCUCGGCCGUCCUGGCCGGGAGCUUUUCCAGCAGGCUGAGCGCUGGCGUCAGGGGAGUUGCAGUGAGGCGGAAGGCUUCUCCUGCGGGAAUACUGGAUGAGGCUAGGACCGUGGCAGGUGCUGUGAUUGGAAUGCCGAAUCUGAAAGGCAAGCGAAAACUGCUCUUGUGAUUAAGAAAAUGAGCCUUAACCACCUCACACCUGUACACACAGAACUAGCCUCGGGCUUCAUAAUCAUUGCAUUUGCAAGGUCUGAGCAAGGAAGAUUAAAUAAAAUGAAGUGUAUAUAUUAUCGAACUUUUUGUAGUGCUUUUAGUUUAUCGAGUAUAGACUCUAAAGGGAAUUUUCAGAAGACCCAAUUCUUUUUCAUAGUCCAUGACCUGCAUUCCACAUCCCAGUCUGACAGUUUAGUGAUAGGAAGAGAGGUACAGACUGAAUUCCAGUGCUUGCUUUUGUUUUAAUUGACCCUGUCUCAGGAACAUCUUAACCAAUGGCAAAAAAACAAACACUUUUUCCCCCUGUGAGUGGCAACUGAACUUCCUUACCGUUGGGAAAGAGCACGUGCUACCUCUGCCACUGAGGAGGUGUUCAGAGGAGGCACCAGCCAUAUAGGAGGUGUAUGUGAAUUUUGUUUAAACUCUACUGUGUAUUAAAAUGAAGUUCAUCUAUUUGUCUUGGCAAUGUUCAAAUGAUGUAGAUUGUCUCUGAAUGACUAUUCAGAAGUCCGGUGCAGGUGCCACCCAUAAGGAGCUAAAUUCCUAACAUGUAUAUUGUAUUACAACCCAAUUUUACUGGAACUAUUGAAUAAAUCUUAUAUUUUCUUUCAGGUUUACUUGCUAGUGGCUACAUUGUCGGUGUCAGAGGACCUUGAUUGGGUUCAUUUUGUGUCCAGAGAUCACCCCUGAAACAUUGUACUGUAUACCUUCUUGCUUUGAGCAGCGUCACCUGGGUCUGCUCACAUUUUCCUCAGUCAUCCUUUUAUUUCGUGUGGUGGGCGUGGGGGACAGGAUUAGAAACAAGUGGAAAAAAUGCAGUGAUAUUGUAAUCCAAACCAAGUGCCUUAUGUUUAUUGCUAAGAACUGGUGUUAUCAACCCUUUUGAUAAGAAAGGGUCCCUUGACCUGUAUUAACAUAGGAAAGUAAAGUUCUUUUUGUUUUCUUUAUAUUCAGUUA